This is a messenger RNA of Rotaria sp. Silwood2, 780 nucleotides long. The record is from the annotation of a GenBank genome assembly. Lineage: Eukaryota; Metazoa; Rotifera; Eurotatoria; Philodinida; Philodinidae.
AUGCUCUGUAGUACGCUAUAUUUUGCUCGUUUCUUUAGUGGUUAUAAACGACGUCGACGACGUCAAAAGAAAAAUAAUGACUUGGAACACUGCUUUGAGUUGAGCCCAGCAAGUGGAAGAGCUCAUCAACAACUAUUAAGCGAAAAAAGUCAACAAGAAAACCAUGAACUAAGACAAGGCAGCAGCGUCACAAUCAUCAAUUACUUGCAAACAUCAAGCGCCGUUACUGUCACUAGAGUUAAUCGAAUAGAUAAUACAUUUAUUGACAAGACAGACAAUGUAAGAAGCAAGCAAUCAUCUGGAAAAUCCGUCGAUUGUUCACAUUAUUUAAAUUCAUCUGCAUAUGCUCCAGAAAUCGAUCGACAAGAUAAAAUAACAAAGACACUAAUACUAAUUCAAACGCCAAAUCAAAAUUCUGUGCGUAUUCAAUCUGUGUUACAAGAUUCUCCUGAUAUUAUAACCUUUCCAUCUUCUGCAUCAACACCAGCAAAAAAGAAUCGUUUUGCUUUCAUGAAACUUCCUCGACUUAUCAAAUCGUCGGUCGAACCGCAUCAAGCAACAUCAACUAUUGACAGCACAACACAAUUGAACGAAAUCCAGUAUAAUAGUAUCAAUAAUUCAGACGAAAGCAAAAUAAGUGUACAACCUCUAUCGCAUGUUUCUGUUGAUCGAAUAAAACGAUCAUCAUCAGCAGGUGCAGUCAUUCGUACGAUUCAACGUCGUACCAUAGUUUCAUCGCAUGCAAAUCUAAAUCGAAUUAAAGUCACUAACUUCAAAUAA